Messenger RNA from Lolium perenne, 2747 nucleotides. RefSeq lists its product as uncharacterized. The record is from RefSeq and is a predicted model, not a curated record. Lineage: Eukaryota; Viridiplantae; Streptophyta; Magnoliopsida; Poales; Poaceae. Gene Ontology annotation, molecular function: poly(A) binding.
GAGCCCUCAACUCAAUUAGGACACCUGCGGUGCGGCGCCGUCCCUAUAAACACCGAGCCGCCGCCGCCGUCUUCCGCCCAAACCCUCCCCAAAACCCUACUCGAUUCGGGAACUAGGGUUCCUCGCCGCCGCCGCCGCCACCCCCUCCUGCCGCCGAGCUCAGACAAUAAAUACUAUGGUUAAGUUGAGCAAGAAGUCUGCUGUCAAGGUUGAACCUGCCGCUGUGUCGGCCGUAGCUGGAAAAUCUGGCAAGAGAAAUGCGGAAGAUGACAUUGAGAAGGCUGCCAAGAAACGAAAAACUGCACCUCAGCUCAUGCCGGUGAAGAAUGAUCUCAAGAAGCAGCCCCCUCCAAAGAAGGCCGAGAGCAGCAGUUCUGAUGAGGAUUCUUCAGAGUCCGAGGAGGAGGUGAUGGUCCAACCGAAGAAGGCUGCACAAUCUGCUAAGCAAGAGUCCAGCUCUGACAGCAGUGAUGACAGCAGCUCCGAUGAGGAACCUGCAAAGCCUGCUGCUUCUUCAAGGAGACCUGUUGCAGUUGCUGAGUCUGACAGCAGCAGCUCUGACAGCGACUCUGAUGAGGAUGAUGAAGUGAUGGUCCAACCGAAGAAGGCUGCACAAUCUGCUAAGCAAGAAUCCAGCUCUGACAGCAGUGAUGACAGUAGCUCCGAUGAGAAACCUGCAAAAAAGCCUGCUGCUUCUUCAAAGAGACCUGUUGCACUUGCUGAGUCUGACAGCAGCAGCUCUGACAGCGACUCUGAUGAGGAUGAUGAAGUGACGGCCCAACCAAAGACGGCUGCACAAUCUGCUAAACAGGAGUCUAGCUCUGAUAGCAGUGAAGAUAGCAGUUCUGACGAGGAACCUGCAAAGCCUGCUGCAGCUUCAAAGAAUGUGGAGUCCGACAGCAGCAGCUCUGACAGCAGCUCUGAUGAAGAUAUGCCCAUUAAAGCGCCAGCAGUAGCCAAGAGGAUGGAGGAAUCCAGUGAAAGCUCUGAUUCUGAAAGUUCAGACUCUGAGGAUGAGAAGCCAGCUACUCGAGUGGAGAAUUCUUCAGUUUCCGCUGUACAGAAGAAAAACAAGGACUCAGACAACUCUGAAAGUGAUUCUGAUGAUUCAUCAGAUGAGGAUAUGCCCACUAAAGAGCCAGUCGCCAAGAGAAUGGAAGAAUCCAGUGAUAGUUCUGAUUCUGAAGCUGACUCUGAGGAUGAGGAUACCAAGGCUGUUGUUGCUAAAAAGAACGAAGAAUCUAGCAAUAGCUCAGAUACUGACUCAGAUUCUGAUGAAGACACCAAUGCUAAAAUAGUUGGAUCUUCCAAGGCUGUUGUUUGUGAAAAGAAGGAAUCUAGUGGUAGCUCGGAUUCUGACUCAGAAUCAGAUUCUGAUGUACCAGCAAAACCUACUAUCCCUGCGAAGAGACCUUUGGCAACAGAGAAAAACAAUGGACAUUCCAAGGAUGAUUCUGAUGAUAGUUCUGAUGAGAGUGAUGACGAGCCUCCACAAAAGAAACUUAAGGAUUCGUCUGGUAUUGCCAAGCCAGCCUCUAAGGUUGCCAAGAAAGAAAGCAGUGGUGAUGAUGACAGUUCUGAAGAAAGCUCCGGUAGUGAUGAGGAAAAUGACCAAUCAGUAUCAGUGAAAAAAUCCGCUCAGAAUGAACCAAAAACUCCUGCCAGGAGUAGUCAAGCUACUACUGCAUCAAAGACCGUUUUUGUUGGGAAUUUGUCGUACAAUGUGGACAAGGAACAAGUGAAGCAAUUUUUUCAGGAGGCAGGUGAAGUUAUUGAUAUUCGUGUUGCGGCCUUUGAAGAUGGGAAAUCCAAGGGCUUCGCGCAUGUUGAAUUUGCUACAACUGAAGCUGCUCAGAAGGCAUGUGAAUUAAAUGGCCAUGAUUUGAUGGGGCGGCCUGUCAGGCUUAAUUUUGCUCAAGAGCGAGGCGCGUUUACUCCUGGCAGCGGGAGGGACAACAAUUCUUUCAAGAAGCCUGGUCAAAGCUCUAACAGUACUGCCUUUAUUAGAGGGUUUGAUUCAUCUCUUGGGGAGGAUCAGAUCCGAAGUUCACUUCAGAAACAUUUUAGUUCAUGUGGAGAGAUCACAAGAGUUUCAAUUCCAAAGGACUAUGAUACUGGUGCAAGCAAAGGGAUAGCGUACAUGAUAUUCAGUGAUAACAGUUCCUUGUCGAAAGCCAUGGAGCUGAGCGGAUCUGACCUUGGUGGCUUCAGCUUGUUUGUCGACGAAGCGAAGCCUAAACCAGAUAACAGAGAUGGUGCUGUUAGUAGCAGCAGAGGAAGAUCUGGCAGGGCCCGUGGUGAUGGAAGAGGAGGAAGAUCAGGAUCUAUGAGGGGCCGUAGUGAUGGGCGCGGACGUGGCAGAUCCUUUGGCCGAGGUGACAGGGGCGGCCGUAGUGACAGAGGGCGUGGUCGGGGUGGUGCACCUCAGAGGCAGAGUGGUCUUACAGCUAGUACAGGGAAGAAGAUCACUUUCGGUGAUGACUGAUUCAGAAGCUUUAAAACACAACACCCGUGACUGGUGAAAUGCGAAGAAUUCAUUUUUGUGCCUCCAGACUGUCAUCCUCUGUCGUUAUGUAAUUUUACUGUAGUCUGUAGACUGUGUUGGUACGUCUGAGAGACAAAUUUUCGCUGGGUUUGGAGAUUUAUACUUGCGUGAUAAAUUUAGUUGCAGUGUACCCUGAUAUAUUACCUUUGUGGCUCGUCAUUUUUUCUAGUUAUUUUAAAGAUGCAUGUGUAUUUUUGGAUAC